AUGGCCGACUACGCAAAACCUCCCGCCGGCGCGACCCUCGCCAUCACGCCCUUCAAGGCACACGUCGACGAGGAAAAGCUGCAGCACUUCAAAACACUGCUGCAGCUCUCGCCAGUCGGUCCCGCCGUCUUCGAAAACACCCACGCCGGAAACACAUACGGCAUCACGAGGGACUGGCUCCAGAAUGCCAAGAAUACCUGGCUAAACGACUUUGACUGGCGCAAGCACGAAGACCGCAUCAAUUCGUAUCCCAACUUCAAGACGUCGGUCCAGGAUCCCCAAGGCAACACCAUCGACGUCCACUUCCUGGCUCUCUUCUCCGAGAACCCGCACGCCGUCCCCAUCGCCCUGUUCCACGGAUGGCCAGGCUCCGUGUGCGACUUCUUCGACAUGCUGGACCUCUUGAGGCAGAAAUUCUCGCCGGCAGACUUGCCGUACCACGUUGUCGUGCCCUCGCUGCCGGGGUACGCCUAUUCCAGCCUGCCCCCGGAUGUAGAUUACGGCAUCGACCUGGCGGCCGGGGCGAUGCACAGCCUCAUGAUGGGCUUGGGCUUUGGGUCUGGAUACUUGGUCCACGGUGGCGACCUGGGCAGUUUUGUGAGCAGGAUCAUGGCGCUGCGGUACGCCGAGUGCAAGGGGAUGCAUGUCAACAUGAUGGGCGCGCCGGCGCUGGAUGAGAACCCCCCACGCAGCGAGGACGAGAAGCAGGCGUUGCAAAGGGCGCUGGAGCAUAUUGACACUGCGAGCGGAUUCAUGUUGCAGCAGGGGCAGCGCCCGGCGACUGUUGGACUGGCACUGAGUGCUAGUCCUUUGGCAUUGCUUAGCUGGAUUGGUGAGAAAUUCCUGGCGUGGACAGAUGGCGAUUUCCCGCUCGACAAGAUCCUGGAAAGUGUGACGCUGUACUGGAUGACGGAUACAUUUCCUCGAACCAUGUAUCAUAGUCGCGGGUUGGCCGGCGCACAUGACAAGCCAAAGAUUGCGAGAACCAGCGUGGUCAGCAAGAUGACGGCGCUGCAACUUCCGUACGUCGAAAAGCCGUGCGGCUAUUCCCUUUUCGCCAAGGAGAUUUUCCCUGUUCCCAAAACUUGGGCGGAUCUGAGCUGCCGUCUGGUGUCGUUCAACCAACAUGCGCAGGGCGGCCACUUUCCAGCCAUGGAGAAACCACGCGCACUGCUCGCUGAUGUGGAGGCGUAUGUCGAGAAGGCUUGGACUGCAGACGACUCUGCAAAGUGA
This is a messenger RNA of Metarhizium brunneum ARSEF 3297, 1233 nucleotides long. RefSeq lists its product as uncharacterized. The record is from RefSeq and is a predicted model, not a curated record. Gene Ontology annotation, biological process: epoxide metabolic process. Lineage: Eukaryota; Fungi; Ascomycota; Sordariomycetes; Hypocreales; Clavicipitaceae. Gene Ontology annotation, molecular function: epoxide hydrolase activity.